This is a messenger RNA of Tupaia belangeri chinensis (Chinese tree shrew), 2114 nucleotides long. Its product is annotated as killer cell lectin-like receptor subfamily E member 1. The transcript has 8 exons. The record is from RefSeq and is a predicted model, not a curated record. Bases 243 to 938 code for a protein of 231 amino acids. Lineage: Eukaryota; Metazoa; Chordata; Mammalia; Scandentia; Tupaiidae. Gene Ontology annotation, biological process: positive regulation of natural killer cell mediated cytotoxicity; stimulatory C-type lectin receptor signaling pathway.
CCUCUCAGAACUCUAGCGCAAAUACAUGGAUCUAAAAUGAAGUCUUCGUGACUUGUGUAUAACAACAAAGUAUUUGGGCGGACACCACCAAGCCCCUCACAAGUACUUUUUCUCCUGGAGUCCACAGUUUCCAAUCCUGCUCCAAGUUACCAGGUCUUGCAUCCUCAAAUUCUUGCAUAUUAAAUUUUUAGCAUACAUUUCUGGAAUCUUCUCCUCACUUCAGGUUUUUUUUCUUUAUAAAGAUGACUGAGGGGCCUUUAAUUUAUGCUACGCUAAAACAGAACUCUCAACAGAAAUUUGUGACAAAAGAUAACAUUAAGAAUAAACUCAGUGCAAAUGAAUUGCUGUUAAUGAAGGAAAAGCAGAAACGUCACAAACAGAAAGUGCAUAGAAAUAUAGCAGAAGACAUCACUGAAAAAGGAGAUUUCUCCCCUCUUCCAUGGAGGCUCAUUUCUAGCGUGCUCAGUGUCAUGUGCCUUCUCUUGAUGGCGAUAGCUAUUGCAGUGGCCGUUUUGACUGCAAACUCAUCUUCCAACAGAACAUCUCUCAGCAGCCAGCAGAAAGGACAUUGUUGCCAUCCUUGUCCGAAGAAUUGGGUCUGGUUCCAAUGCAGUUGUUAUUACUUCUCUAAGGAAAUGUUAACUUGGGAAGAUAGUCAGCGUGCCUGCUUAUCUCUAAAUUCCAGUCUCUUGGAGAUAAACAAGGAGGAGGCUAAUUUCUUCUCUUUGAGAUCUUUUUAUUGGAUUGGAGGCCAUAAAAGAAUUGGCAAUAAUCAUUUGGCUUCGUCCUCUGAUUCGUCGUAUCUCCCUCCACCUCAAAGACAAAAUUUAUGUCCAUCUUACGGAUUGAAAGGCACUGACUUAUAUGAAAACUGUAAAACGAAACAGACCUACAUUUGUAAGAAUCACCUUAUUUAUUCUGUGGAGUCACAAGAGUGAUGAAAAUGAUCUUGUCUCACCCUCUGUCUUGACAAUACUGCCAUUAGUCACUUCCAGUUCUAUAGAGAAAAAUGUGUAAAUUUACACCUUUCACUUAAUAAAAAUAGCAUCUUAUAAAAAUAUAUUUAAAUGCCAUUCUUUAAGUGUGUUUUGAUUUUGUUGAGCAGAUACAACUUGUCUUUCAUAAUUUUUUGUGAAAUAAGGCUGUUACCAUAUUUAGAGGAAUAAAUGUAUACGUAUACAUUUAGAAGACAUUACGAUAACGAAUUUAUGGAUUAAACAAAGAGAUAAGGUCAGUGACGUAGAGUCAGAUCAUUAGAUUUGAGGCUGUGCUCUGUUAACUAUCGUCUCUGCUUCUCAGACAUUUUGUAUUUGAUAUUUUAUCUCUGCUGUGUUCUCAUUAAAACUGGUAUUUAACUAUAAAGUCCUGCCACCGAUGAUCAAGGAUGGGGUUGAGUGUUAAUAUACUUGGCAAAGUGAUGGCUGUUUUACUAACUUACUAACUUUAUUUCAAGAAUAAAUUUUGUCAGAUAUCAGUUUUCUUUUCAUCUGACGUGAACUAUCUUUAUAUCCAUUUUGAAAACUUUCUGUUCUAAUCAGUAUUCCAUGGUGAUAAGAGUUCAACAGGAACUUGGGGAGGGGAAGGCGAAGGCAAGAAUUCUUUUCACUGAGAGGUCAGUAUUUUUAAAAUCAUAUUUAUAUAAAUAGUGACCAUGACAAUUUUCUUGUCACUAUUGAACCCUAUGUAAGUUAAAGAUUGCUCUUCUUGUCUUUUAUGUCCAGCUACAAAACAUGCCACUUCUAUACACUCUGGUAGAAGACAUUUUCACGUAAAAAAGAAUCUCAUGGAAAAUGUGACCCAGUAUUUACAGUCAUAAAAAUGCUUUAUGAUCUUUAUAUUACUUUCCUUUGUGUUUUCUUUUAAUGGUUAAAUUCUGUCAGGUUCUGAGUAUAGUGUUGCUUCCUGUGGUCAGACCUGCUGGAGGGAUAAAAAUAACGCUGUUAAAGCUACCAUGAUCAGCCACAUCCCUGCUUGUAAAACGUACUUUUGAUCUCCUUUCCUCCUUAAGCUAUGGCUUAAGGUAAACGGUUAGUCAGGUAGACGGCUUCAAUUCCCCAUAAUUUUUGCAGCAGCUAUUAUCCCUUUCAUCAGGCAUGCUAUUCCUCUACACAUUA